Contarinia nasturtii (swede midge) is the source of this 5637-nucleotide messenger RNA. RefSeq lists its product as uncharacterized. The transcript is spliced from 10 exons. The record is from RefSeq and is a predicted model, not a curated record. Gene Ontology annotation, molecular function: phosphotyrosine residue binding. The coding region runs from base 1325 to 4858 and encodes 1177 amino acids. NCBI's taxonomy places the organism in Eukaryota, Metazoa, Arthropoda, Insecta, Diptera, Cecidomyiidae.
UCGUCGAACAGUGUUGAACUUAAGCGAGAGGGAGUGUAAGUGCGUAAAAAACAUCUAUCGCACAUUUUCAAAGCAUAUUUUCAGCCACAUAAAUUGAGCAUAGCUUUAUUCUCAAAGUAGAAGCGGCAGUCAGGCACUGGCACGGGAAAAAGAAGAGAAAAAAAACGACAUCUAAAUCCGAUUGACAUCGAAUACAGUGGUGGUGGUUUUUUCUCUCACUCUCGUUGUUUUCAUCUUCAACAUUUUUUUUCUUUCUUUUUUCGCAUUUUCUCGCUCAUUCAAUCGGAAUACUCAUCCAGUUGUGUUAAACUUUGGUCAUAGUUGUAUUUUAAUUCUCAGUGGUUUUGCACGGCACAUUAUGACUUUGUCCAUUCGCUACAUACGUUUAUCAAUUUUUAUCAACGGCACCAACUCACCAAACCCACUUCACAGCAAUUAUACACAUAAACGGCGCAAAAAGUGAACAGUGUUCUCUACAUUCAUUUUUUUUAAAUUCUUUAUGUGUCGACACGAAAAACUUUUUUGGAAUGUACGAAAAUAAUGAAAGACAAACCAAUACAAAAAACAACGGUAAAAAAAUUGGCAAUAGAGUGUGUGUGGUUGAAAACUAACAGUAGCGGAGAAAACAGAAAGAAGAAUUUUAGAUAGGGAAAAAAAAGCUGUGUACAGAGUUGAAUCGUGUGCAAUUUCCAAUUGAUUCGGUCAUUGGCCACACAGUGUCGAGAAACGAAUGUGCUGCGAGGAAGUAAUGAAAUUGGGAUUUUGUUUUAAACAAAAAAAAAUAACUUUAACUAUGUUACACUUACCAGACGAGUCAGUCGGUUUGAGAUCGAACCAACAUUACGAAAACAUAGAAAACAAAUGGUGAGACAUUGCAUGCAUUAAAUAUACUUAACCUUUGCCAGUCGAAAGUGGUGUGUCUCCGAUUAAAGUCGCAAACAACGAACGACGCGAAGAAAAGCACGAAAAAAAAGAUAAACAUUAUUAAAAUAAUUGAAAAUAAAAGCGAAUUCAUCACGCACAAUAUGUGAAACGGUGUUUUUUUUUUCGUUCUUUCAUUUCGCAAAUACCGUCAUACAUUAUCAUUCUCAUGAUGCCAAAAUGAAAAGUUCAGCGUAAAAUAUAGCAUAGAUGAAGGAUUGAAGGGAAUGGGUGCUUCGUUUUCAGUGUUGCAACUUUGCCCAGCAAAGUGCUAAGCCAAUCGUAGUUAGUUGAAUAAAUUGUGUGAGCGAAUUUAAUUAAAUUUAAUUGAUAAAUCCUUCGAUUGUGAGUGUUAGAAUUGAAGGGAUAAGCGAAAUAAAAUAGCAACGUUGUCAAUUAGAAAAUGGAGCGUGUGUGGCGAAAAGUGAAUCAAGGAUUAUCCAACACAACAUCAACAUUGUUGAAACAAUCGCGCAACAACAACAAUCGAAACAGCAAUAGUAAUUACAAUUUUGGUGACGCAGCAACAAAUGCUGAAAAUCUUCGACAUUCUUCAUCGAUUCACAUAGAAGACGGUCCGGUCUAUGCGAAUGUUCCACAAUAUAAUCGCGGAUGGGGAUACAUAGAUACAUCGAAAUGCCGUAAACGACGAAGAAAAGUCAAAUCACGCCGAAACAGCUCAAAAGAGAAACACUCUAAAUCCAAGAACGUCGACAAAUCAAAGGGUUCAACAAAGGAAACUUCGCUGCGUGAGCGUGCCGUUGCCAAAUUGAAAAUUUUGAAUUUCAACAUCAACUGGGAUGUACAUAUGAAGCCAUGCGGAUCACGUGUCAACACCAGUAUUUUAACGAGAAGAUUGUGUCGUAAUCGAAGCUGCGACGACAAUGAACUAUACCGAUCGAAUAGUUUUAAAUUUGAACGAUUUCGCCGUGACGAUACAGAUGCGGCUACUGUGUCGGUUAAUACCUUGCCGAAGCAAGUCAAUAUAUGCGACGAUUACAGUUUACCCGUAGACUUUGUUAAAAAACGUCCAUCCAGCUUAGAACAAUGUCGUGAUGUAAAAUUUGCUGACGAUUUUCCAUCUCCAACCAUAUUUAAUGAACAAAUUUUGCCAACGUCAAGUUUGAAAGAGACACGACCCCUGUUGACCGCAUCAACUUCAACAUCAACAGCUCCAAAAGUUUUACUCAAUUAUUGUGAACCGAAGGAUAGUAAAAGGCCAAAACAUAAAAAAUCUUCAGUAAAAUCAAUAAAAUACUUGUCAGAUUCAUCGUUGCCAAACUCAACUGACGAAGAAUAUAAUCACGCCGAAUCCAAAUAUGACUCAUCCGAAAGUGUAGCCGAUAGUUACUUAAAUAACGAGCCUGAAUACGCGAAUCAAGAACGACCCCGACCAAUAUCACAUCAGCGUUUACCAAAUACAGGAUCAAAUUCAAACACAUUAAAUAGCAAAUCACCGUAUUACUAUGCGGAUUUGUUGCCUGGACUCAAAAAUUCAACACAAACACAGCGCUCGUUAAAAGUAAGUACAAUUGUUAGCAGUACAUCAACUGCACCAAAGAAAUAUAAAAGUUUUUUGGACGACCCACCAUCUCCGGAUGUGCUAACAUCACCUCCGGUUCAAAAACGGCGCAACGGAAAUUACCAACGAAGACAGUCGAUAAAUGAUCGUGAUACAUUUUCGUCGACAACAUCGGACGAUUCAAAUUGUUCCGAAUGCCAAAAGCGACGCGAACUUCGCAAUUUACCGCCGUCACAAAAUGAAUCGCUCUGUGUGAGUGCCAACGAAUACGACGAACGUGAAGAAGUGCCAUCGCCAGCCCCAAACGAAUUUCCAUGUGAUUCACGUGACUAUAUUGAAGCUGAGAGCCAAGACGUUACCGAAGACGAAAUGGCACCGCAUCGUUUAUUAGGCCAUGCUGCCUGCAUUUGCUCAUCGGAGCCAACCGAUGACGGUUCACAAUAUCGCUCGAAGAGCAUUUUUUAUGUUCACCAACAAGGUGAGGAUCAAUGUGCUGACUGCACCAUAAAUAAUGUCAAUGAAAGAAGCUAUUCGUGUGAAUCUGAUUUAAUGUCGUCCGGCAAACGACGAAUUCAAGUAUAUGAAACGGCAUUUGAUAGCACUGUGCCGCUCAGCGGUUCCGAUGAACAUUGUGAAAUUGAAGAGCGCAUCCGAAAUAUUAUGCUAAUUGAUCCAAAGUUCAAUCGAAAAACUGAGCAACCAAAUGACGAUGAGAAAACAAACCAACAAUUCAACUGUGAUUACCAUAAGAAUAGACAAGUAAGUGAAAAUAGAAAUAUUGGAUCGACAUCGUGUAAUUCACCGUCUUCCAAGAAUGUGGCGUCAACAGCCGGUCGAUAUGCAUCGCAUUCACCACCAUCAUCGGCUCCAAUGCCAAUUAAAUUUCCCGAAAAACACGAACAACGACUUUAUCGCGACAGUAAUCAGAGUGCACCAAAUUUACCGCAAACAAAUGCAACGCCACAUCAUUGUCGAAAUGAUCAAAAUGACCGGGAAAAACCGUCGAAAAAAUCAAUGUUGAAAAAGAAGUGUUCACAUGCACCGGAACGGGGAAAACAGGUACGAAAAAGUAAACGACGACAAAGAGCCGCCGCUGCAGGUCCGCAAAAAUAUUCGUCAACCGAAAGUAUGUCGUCGAGUGAAGGAAGCAUUGAAUCGAUACAUUCAAGUGCCAGUGAUGGUAAUCGUAGUUCGAUUAGUUCCGGCUCACGACAUUCGGCCUCGUUGAGCUCACAUAGUUCAGAUUCGGGCGCUCGUGUCCGUUAUCCACUUCGAACUCCGGUUAUUGUGCAUGCAAACAUGAACAUUUUGAGUCCAAUCUCCGACAAAUCAAUACAAGAGUCAUCCGAAAUAUUUGCGGCCGGUGCAACUCGUAAAACUUUACAAUUAUUUAACGAUAAUGGAGCGUCAAAUGUGUCAGCGAAAGAGCUGAACAAACAAACCAGCGUCGAUAUGAUGCUAUUGGAAAAUCAAAAAUCCAAUAAACGACGUUACUUACAAAAUCGUGCAUCGUUAUUGUUAAAAGAUGAAAUACAAGGCAGUGACAGCGGAAUCUCGUUGCAAUCGCGUGACGAUACAAAAAUAAAGAGUUUAGCUCUACCAAAUUUGAACGGUGGCCAACAAAAGCCAGAAUCACAAGCAUCCAAUAAUCAAUCGCAAGCUUCAAACCAAACAUUUAAUAACUCAGGGCUAAGUUUACCAGAAGAUUUUGCCAAUCUACCGUUCGACAUGCCAAAGCUCAGACGAAAUCUGUUGCUUUCAGAACAAAAACAAAGUACCUCAGGCAGUGCGACAUCAGUGGAUUUAGGCGAUCUUCCAUUUGAUAUGCCAAAAUUGAAUCGACGCAUACGAGCUCAAUCGGGAUUAUCGAAUGAUAAUGCACCCAGUACACUGGAUCAUCCAAACAAUAUGUCACACGCAUCAUCCAGUUUAUCAAUGCGUGAUGAUAAUCGAUUUGGCUCGGGACGAAAGAAUCUUUCUCUGCAAUUCAAUCGAACGUCAUUGAUGAAGAAUGAUGGAAUGCCGAAUGAACGCGGUCUACAUUUGAAUUUAUUUAGUGCCAAAAAUAAUAUUGACAUUGAUACAUCGCUUUCGUUGGAUCGACAAGGAUGGUAUCAUGGCGCAUUAACACGUAUUGAAGCAGAGAGCACACUUCGACCCUUAAUGGAAGGAAGUUUUCUUGUUCGCAACUGCGAAUCAGCCAGAAAUGAUUUUUCGCUAUCGUUGAAGAGCGCAAAAGGUUUUAUGCAUAUGCGUAUCCAACAAAAUGAUACCGGAAAGUUUAUUCUGGGUGAAUUUAGUCAGCCAUUCGAUUCAGUUCCUGAUAUAAUAAAGCAUUUUUGUUUGAAUCGAUUACCAGUGCGUGGAGCCGAGCAUAUGUGUUUGGUUGAACCUGUAAUAGCGCAAUUGCUUUAAGCAAAAUGAUAAACACUAGACAAAUUGCUUUCCACUUAAUAAUCUCCACGUCUAUUAAAUGCACACACCAGAUGCUCGCCAAAACAAAACAAAAGAAUAAUUCUAGUCGUAAUUGGUGCACCAAAAAAAUCCAACCUCAAGCAAAAUAACAAUGAAAAAGAAAAAACAACACCGAAAUUAUGCUUGAAAAAGUGUAUUUUAGACUGAUUCAAGCGUACGAACGGAAUGACACAAAUCAAGUAAAACAUACUCAUUACGCUACGAUUUUCUCUUUAUAUAGUAUAUGUACUGUGUAUUAUUUUCACCGUUCUAUUUAUCUGAAGGUAUAAAUUUAUGUAUUUAUUAUAAAACUAGUAAAUAUUAUAAACAUAUAAUAUAUGAUAUUUGAAGCCACACAAGUGGAGGACAUGCUCUCAUAAAUUAAAUGAAAUGAACAAAAUUUAUUUGACAAACAUUUCAACGGUGACACAUUCAUUCCAAUUAACGCUAAUAAAGUACAUCUCAUUUUGUAUGGAGGGUGUAUUUAGCAAAAAAUGGUCGCCAUAUUUUAAGCUUGAAACAUGAAACGUGUACACGUCAAUAGGAGAUAGAUUUAUGUUUUCGGUCAUUGCAGCACUCUCAAGGCGUUGUAAAAUGAGAAGCAUGAUGAAAAGCAGAACGGAAAAUCGUACAGUGUGCAAUCAAAUGAAAAUGUGACGAAUAUAUAAAUCAGAGAGCCAACCGAAAUGAAAAAUUGUUUUUACAAAAAAAAAAUUACUAUUUAUUUGGUAUGUUUUUGA